Messenger RNA from Eriocheir sinensis (Chinese mitten crab), 2241 nucleotides. RefSeq lists its product as uncharacterized. NCBI's taxonomy places the organism in Eukaryota, Metazoa, Arthropoda, Malacostraca, Decapoda, Varunidae. The transcript has 2 exons. The record is from RefSeq and is a predicted model, not a curated record. Bases 1067 to 2116 code for a protein of 349 amino acids.
GGUCAUUAAAAGACCCACCAAACAUGUAAAUGAUUUGAACUCCUUUUAUGCAAGGUUUGAUGUGCACCAUUUUAAUACUGAAUGUGAAAAUAUUUUGUCAAUGGUUAGGGGCAUCAAUGUAGAACGAAUAAUAAUAACUCGUGAUGAUACGAUGAACUCCAUGAAACGUAUACAAUGUGGAAAAGCAAGUGGACCCGAUAAAAUUGGUUCUAAACUACUAAAAUCCUGUGCCGAGCAACUUGCUGAUCCACUGUGUAAACUUUUCCAAGCUUCACUUGAUCAGAGUACAGUACCGGAUGUGUGGAAAAUGUCAGAGAUUAUUCCAGUACCCAAAAACAACCACCCAAGGGAGUUUAAUGAUCUUCGACCCGUAGCCUUAACAUCAAUUAUAAUGAAAUGUUUGGAGCACAUUGUGAAGAGGUACAUUUGUUCAAGCGUAGAUCCCUUGAAAGAUAUUUUGCAAUUUGCUUAUUGUCAAGGUAUGAGUGUUCAGGAUGCUGGGUUAACCUUACUUCACCAAACUUACGAACAUUUAGAAAUCCGAAAUUCACAGGUUAGAAUUAUAUUUAUAGAUUUUAGCAGCGCUUUCAUUACAAUUCAGCCACAUAUUUUACUUAACAAAUUACCAGAGAUGAAUAUCAACAGUAAUCUAAUACUGUGGAUCUAUAGUUAUCUUUUGCAAAGACCUCAAUACACCAAAUAUUUUUUUUUUUUUUUUUUUUUGUCGCGGCCUAUUGCGCCGGUAGGCUUCUUCCCGGUGGGGCCUGAUGGUCAGCCCAAGGCUUCUUCCCGGUGGGGCCUGAUGGUCGGCCCAGCCCGUUCUGGCGCAGGCGAGUGUUGAUAGUGGCGCCAUCUUGUGUUGGCCCAUGCUGCCCCCCGGAACUCAUCUUUCAGCCUCUCUUUGGAGAGGUUAUCUAGAGCCCAGGUUGAUGGGUGGUCUUCAGGCCAGCAUGUGGGUAGUCUUAGGCCACUCGGCAGUGACUGAAAAACCUCAACUGUGCAGCACACUAACACCAGACAAGAGAACCAGGUGGAGAGGUGGAAUUAUAACCUUUGUUGGGGCAGGAUGGAGCACACUAACACCAGACAAGAGAACCAGGUGGAGAGGUGGAAUUAUAACCUUUGUUGGGGCAGGAUGGAGCACACUAACACCAGACAAGAGAACCAGGUGGAGAGGUGGAAUUAUAACCUUUGUUGGGGCAGGAUGGAGCACACUAACACCAGACAAGAGAACCAGGUGGAGAGGUGGAAUUAUAACCUUUGUUGGGGCAGGAUGGAGCACACUAACACCAGACAAGAGAACCAGGUGGAGAGGUGGAAUUAUAACCUUUGUUGGGGCAGGAUGGAGCACACUAACACCAGACAAGAGAACCAGGUGGAGAGGUGGAAUUAUAACCUUUGUUGGGGCAGGAUGGAGCACACUAACACCAGACAAGAGAACCAGGUGGAAGAUGCUUGGACAGACCUUUAUUUUGCAGUGGACUAUUCAUAUCAGAAGACAAUUUUUCUUUAUACUCUUAUCAUCACGGCCAUGGGUGGUGUGGUGCCAGGGUGUGUGGAUGGCCAUGGGUGGUGUGGUGCCAGGGUGGUGUGGAUGACAGGGAAGAUAGGGGCAGUAAGGUGUGCCAGGGUGUGUGUGGAUGGCCAUGGGUGGUGUGGUGCCAGGGUGGUGUGGAUGACAGGGAAGAUAGGGGCAGUAAGGUGUGCCAGGGUGUGUGUGGAUGGCCAUGGGUGGUGUGGUGCCAGGGUGGUGUGGAUGACAGGGAAGAUAGGGGCAGUAAGGUGUGCAUGGGUGUGUGUGGAUGGCCAUGGGUGGUGUGGUGCCAGGGUGGUGUGGAUGACAGGGAAGAUAGGGGCAGUAAGGUGUGCAUGGGUGUGUGUGGAUGGCCAUGGGUGGUGUGGUGCCAGGGUGGUGUGGAUGACAGGGAAGAUAGGGGCAGUAAGGUGUGCAUGGGUGUGUGUGGAUGGCCAUGGGUGGUGUGGUGCCAGGAUAGAGUGGAUGACAGGGAAGAUAGGGGCAGUAAGGUGUGCAUGGGUGUGUGUGGAUGUGCCAGUGAAUGGUAAGGGAAGGAAAGGCAGGAGUGUGCAGGCCACGCACCAUGGAGUCCCCAACUAGGCGAGUCUCGAACUCAUCCUCCAUGGUGUCUGCCAGCACCUGGAACCUAUUGAAGGUAGUGGGGGUCAGUAAAUCCUUGGUUGCCUGCUUCGGUUUGGCUCCAUUCCUUACAGGUUGGAACCCGA